GUGUUCACAGUUCACAAUUAGCCACAGAGUUGUAUAUAUACUUAUAUACAACUCUGUGCAAUUAGCACAACAGAUACGCUGUCAACUGGACAAAAUUUAAAAACAAAUGGCGCCAUAAACUGGCUCUGUGAUUGGCUGCUUAGCAUAAUAUACCACAUCGUUUGCAAGGACGCGAAGUAUAAGAAAUUAAAUUAUAGGUACGUAUAUAAUUAACUUAAGCAAUACAAUUAUACAAAAAAACAAACGAUCACUGCCGUGGCCUUGUCUUUGUAAAGUCGUGUGGUUCAAGGAUGCCUUUGUAGUUAAAUCAAAUCUAAUUUUCUGUUUAAAAACAAAAGCAGGUAGCUUCAACAGGAUGGAAAAAAUUGAAGAAAACAAUAAGUGGACUGAUUGUGUGUUUGUUUUUGAAGAUUUAAAAAUUCCCGCUCAUAAAUUGGUGCUGUCCUAUAAUAGUCCUGUUUUUAAGUCCAUGUUUUAUGGUUCGAUGGCAUCCGCUGAAGUUUUAAUAAAGGACAUUGAGUCUGGAGAUUUUAUCCAAAUGCUAGAGUUUAUUUACACCGAAAAAAUUGUCUUUAAAUCGAUAAAUAAUGCAUGGUCGGUUUUGUACAUUAGUCAAAAAUAUUUCAUUAGUAAUUUGAAAAACAUUUGCGUAGAGUUUAUUUAUUUCAAUCUCACAAUACGCACCCUAUUGCUUAGUUACGAAUAUGCCAUUUUGUACAAUUUAAAUCAAUUACUCAAUAAGUGUUGGCGUGAUAUUCUAUUAACCGCAAAGGAAGUUUUGCAAGUAGACUACCAUAUGAAAGCGUCUACCUUUUGUGCAAUGCUCGAUGAAAAUGAAAUUAAUGCUCACGAAAUCGAUUUAAUUGAAGCUGCAAUUAAAUGGUCCGAAGAUGAGUGCAUUUUUCAGAAUGUUGACGUUACUGAAAAAAACAAGUUACAAAUUUUAAUUAACAGUGGAAUUUUAUCGCGGUUACGUUUUAGACCUUUGGGAAAGCAUUUGUGUCAGGGGCUGUAUCGAUUAUUGGCAAAUAACUUGGAUAAUUUAUCAGACUGCAGUGUCAAUACUAUUGUGGUGCAAAGGUACAGAAUGCCCUAUCACAUUAGAUAUAGAUUUAGAGAGGCCUAUAAAAUUGAACGAAAUUUAGUUUUAAGUAAUUUUAACGAAUUUCAUUGUCUUAUUAGUGUAGGACAUGAGGUGGUUAUGUAUGGUGUGGCCGUCACUCCACCACAUAAGGAUGGCUUUAGGGAAGCAUGUACAAAUGUAAUAGUAUCAAUUUUUGAUAAUAGUGGAGUUCUUUUAAGUCAAGCAAAAGAUAUUAUAAGAAUGGUCUCUGAUUAUGAAGUACCUCAUUUGGUUGGUUUACCUAAUGGUGUCAGGUUUAUGGCAGCUACAAAGUACAAAAUUUCCGUAACAUAUCUGUGCGAUUCAGAUUUAAGUCAACCAAAUGAAUUACUUUGUUUUUACUUAAGUUGUAGUAUUAAGACACUCACGAAUUCGCUGUCAAUAGAAUUCGACGAUCACUUGUAUGGAGGAAUUGUAAGAGGUAUGUCCUUUUAUGUCUUCUGAUUGAUUGGUAGUUGUCUUAACUUGUGGAAUCAAACUUACACAAUAUAAGGCAGGUCGAUUUUAGAGCACGUUAUCAACGGAAAUUAGUACAUAUUGGCUUUAUCCACUUUGGGGAAAGAUAGGUACCUAAAUAAAAAGUAUUUAGGUAUGUCUAUAUAAAGAAUUACCUAGUUGUAGAGUACCUAAACUUUACUAUUAUCAUUCAAAGAAUAAUUUGUUUUUUCUUCGUUCAUAUUUGAAAUGGUGUCUUGUAUUUCGAGAGCAAUAAAUUUAAAUUGUGUUUGAUUUCUUGUGAUUUACAAAAAAGUACUAAUAUAUAGAUCAGCGGUG
Messenger RNA from Photinus pyralis (common eastern firefly), 1897 nucleotides. Its product is annotated as kelch-like protein 2. The transcript is spliced from 2 exons. Gene Ontology annotation, cellular component: cytosol; P-body. The record is from RefSeq and is a predicted model, not a curated record. Bases 356 to 1567 code for a protein of 403 amino acids. Gene Ontology annotation, biological process: neurogenesis. Lineage: Eukaryota; Metazoa; Arthropoda; Insecta; Coleoptera; Lampyridae. Gene Ontology annotation, molecular function: protein binding.